Suillus bovinus is the source of this 2811-nucleotide messenger RNA. Its product is annotated as PGAP1-like protein-domain-containing protein. Gene Ontology annotation, molecular function: phosphatidylinositol deacylase activity. The transcript has 8 exons. Gene Ontology annotation, biological process: endoplasmic reticulum to Golgi vesicle-mediated transport; GPI anchor metabolic process. The record is from RefSeq and is a predicted model, not a curated record. Gene Ontology annotation, cellular component: endoplasmic reticulum. Bases 1 to 2811 code for a protein of 936 amino acids. Lineage: Eukaryota; Fungi; Basidiomycota; Agaricomycetes; Boletales; Suillaceae.
AUGUCUCCAUCUUACCUCCUCCAACACGAAUUCAACACCUCAUGGACGCCAUUAGCACAGCGGUAUUCACUCUGGUUAUACCGCGAGGUGGGAUGGGAUCCCAACCAGGUCAUGGGUGUACCAGUUCUGUUCAUCCCCGGAAACGCUGGCUCGUCGCACCAAGUCCGGUCCAUCGCGUCCUCUGCUACAAGACAAUAUUUUUCGUCUCCUUUUGUCAUCUCCAGCGAAUUUACGGGUCGUGGAAUUCAGUCGCUAGACUUUUUUGCUGUGGAAUUCAACGAAGACCUCUCGGCGUUCCAUGGCCCUACUAUUGAGUCACAGAUCGAAUAUUCUGCCGCGGCAAUACGUUACAUCCUUUCGCAUUAUCCCCCUAAUACCCGAAUCAUUGUGAUGGGUCAUUCUAUGGGCGGCAUCGUAGGGACCGCUCUUCUCCCAUCCGACGAUAUAUCUGCAUUAAUAACCAUGUCCACUCCCCACACACUACCGCCCGCACGCUUUGACGCCCGCAUCGAUGAGAUAUACCAACGAAACGCUGAAUCUUUGACGAAUGACCCGACGCCCAUCGUCUCGAUUUGUGGAGGGGCGACAGACAUGAUGAUUCCGUCUGAGUCUUGCAUUCUGCCAGAUCCUGGGGAUGCGAAUCCAGGACGUGCUAUGUAUCGUCGUACUGUCUUCACAUCUGCACUGGAGGGUGCAUGGACUGGGGUUGGUCAUCGCGAGAUGGUGUGGUGUCAUCAGGUGCGAUGGCGGGUUGCUCGUGCUGCUCUUGAGCUUGGAGGAGCGCAUUCCGAUGUGGACAUGGCAGAUGUGAUGGACACUUGGCUUAAUAGAAAUGGUCAUCUUCCUCCUGCAACAGGCAUAGGCAUCCCCGAGGCAGCGACCUACGAGGCUCUCCCCGAGGGUAUGGAUUUGGUCUUGAGAAAACCUGCUGGAUCUCGGACAUACCUUCUCCCUAUCCCGCGUACUCUUGAAGCGAACGCUACGUUUGUUUUGUUGGUAUCACGAGGCGGCAUAUCGCCCAUCGCACCUCAGCAUUCAACCAAACUUCAGGCAUCGCCUUUCUUUUGUGUUGGACGCGCGACAUCGUCGACAAUACAACAAUCUGCAGAGUCUGUCUCGUGUGUAUCGCUCGAGCCUAGUACUCUGAAGCUCUUGCCAAGUCCCAUUCCGGGAAAACCUUUUCCAGUACCAGAUGAAGGGUCUGACGAGAGCGAGGGCGUCGUCCUUUUCGAGGCUACGGUACCACGUACACCUAGUGAUGCGGAUGACGCUUGGAUUGGUGUCCAUGUUAACGCUGCUGGUGAAGAUGGUUGGGUUUUCGGAGGAUUUGACGAGACUCGGACUUUUCAAAGUGAUAUUGGCGUCUUUGACAUCGUUGCUGGUGGCGCAAAGCUCUCGCUGCAACCUACCGAGCGGAGUUUGAUGCGAAGGCACAUUACCUUUCCGAAGUUGCUCUCGAACGCGCUCGUCGUAUACACACUCACUCCACGAUUAGUGCGUUCCACGACGUCUUGUGCACAUUCAUCGUCCUUGCUUCCCCCGCUUUUGGUGCACAAAUCUCAUCCAGCAGAAACUCAUUAUUAUCGCCUUGGACAUGAGACAUCGGUCGCACUCCAUACACAUGCAUCAGCACCAUUCAUACCCCUCUCACGAUUUUCUCCGUCCUAUAGUUCAGAGGUCUGGAUAUACUCGGUCGGCACCGGCUGCGAAGAUGUUAACGAAUUUACUUUGACUAUCGACUGGUGGGCGACAAUCGGGAGGAUUGCUACUAGGUAUCCUACCACCCUGGUAAGCUGGGCUGUAGGUGUGGUUGCGCUGUUGAUGUUCCACGCAUGGCGCGAGAGUGGCAAGGGUUCAAUGCCGAGUGUGUCACAAUCGUUGGUCGCCUUCAUCCGUCACCUCCUGCCCAAAUCGCUUGCUGCAUCCUUCGUUGUAGCCCUGUUACCCUUGAGCCCUGGCUACUACUUAGGAACUCGAGGGGAGCCAUUUCUUGGAUUACUUGCGCCAGUCCUGCUGGUUGUCGCCACAGGUCUAGUAUGUGCCAGCUGGUGGCUCAUAUUACUCCUCAUGUGGCCCUUAAGAUUUAUUUCCCGGUUGCUGCCAACGACGAGUAGGCGAUACGAUGACCUGAGCAUGCCGCGAAGCACCGUCAUCUCUCUCAUUUUCAUCUCUUUUCUAGUAUUCCUGUUGGUCCCAUGGCAAAUUGCAUUUAUGGGGUGCUGGUUUAUCCAUUUGCACACAUGUGCGAGCUCAGUGCAUCGGAAGCCUUACCCUGGCUCUGUGCCUUCUCUCCGAAGCACACCCAUCGAAUCGCUUCCGCUGCGUGAGCGCCUUGACGGUCGCAAAGAUGACAUCAAAGAGACUGAAGAAAUAGAGCCCUCUGAAGAACCUGAAAUUCAGGACGUGUGCCUGAUUCAGAGUUUGGCUACUGUCACCGAUACUCUGGAUGGUACUCAAGCUUACCAUGAGAAUACGCAUCUCCUAUUGCUGAUAACUUGGCUUCUGCCCUUGUCGAUGCCUGUGCUCGCGGUUUGGGUGCGAACCCUUAUGACUGCUGGUUACACGACUCCUUUCAACGGCGACCACAAUGUUUUCAAGGUUGCACCGUUCCUUGUGCUUGUUGAGUCCGCAAGUUGCAGAAAAAGUGUUUUGUCAUCGCACCAAAGUGGGGGAUCAUACCUUCACUGGGGAUACCUCAUCGUCGCCUGUGUGUCAUUCUUGCUAGGCUCUCGAGAGGCAUACAGGGUGUUCGAUGGUGUCAACGCAUUGCUACAUGAUGGUUCAAAGGCUGCGGGUAUUCACUUUUGCUAA